Molecule: messenger RNA, 1157 nt
Organism: Malus domestica (apple)
Lineage: Eukaryota; Viridiplantae; Streptophyta; Magnoliopsida; Rosales; Rosaceae
Product: DNA-directed RNA polymerases II and IV subunit 5A-like
Biological process (GO): DNA-templated transcription
Cellular component (GO): RNA polymerase III complex; RNA polymerase I complex; RNA polymerase II, core complex
Molecular function (GO): DNA binding
Source: RefSeq, a predicted model, not a curated record
CGUUGAGUAUAAAUGAAAGUUAUCACACUCACCUCUCCCCUCAGACUCAAACUCACCUCACCUCAGUAUCUUGUGAACGGAACCUCACCACUCUCCUCGCCGAUUUGUCUCUCCCGAAUCUACCCACACCAGUCCUCAUUCCUCUCAAUCCUCACUCCUCACCUGAAUCGCACCUUCACCCACUGUCUAUACCACCCGAAUCCGGCUCCUGAAUCGAGCUCGGUCUCAGUCCGCACUCCUCCUCACUGCAAAAGCCUGGCUAUAUACUUGGCAGAUUGGCAGAUUUGUGCACAGAUUGGCUUGGUUAUAUACUUAUAUGUCCAACAGAUUGGCAGAUUGGCAGGCUGCCUAUAUGACAAAUUUUCAAUAUAAAAGAGACGAAGAUGGUUUUAACAGAAGAAGAAAUCACAAGGCUUUACAGAGUCCGAAAGACUGUGAUGCAAAUGCUGAAAGAUCGGAAUUACUUGGUUGGAGAUUUUGAGAUCAACAUGUCAAAAGAACAGUUCAAGGACAAAUACGGAGAGAACAUGAAAAGGGAAGAUCUUAUCAUCAAUAAAACUAAGCGCAGUGAUAGCAAUGAUCAGAUUUAUGUCUUCUUUCCUGAUGAACCAAAGGUUGGGGUCAAGACAAUGAAGACUUAUACCAACCGCAUGAAAUCGGAGAAUGUGUUCCGAGCAAUCUUGGUUACUCAACAAAGUCUGACGCCCUUUGCAAAAACCUGUAUCAGUGAGAUAUCGGGAAAGUUCCACUUGGAGGUUUUUCUGGAGGCAGAAUUGUUGGUGAAUAUUAAAGAACACGUUCUAGUUCCUGAGCAUCGGGUGCUUACAAGUGAGGAAAAGAAGACUUUGCUGGAGAGAUACACCGUAAAAGAAACACAGCUCCCUCGGAUUCAGGUGACUGAUCCAAUUGCGAAAUACUACGGGCUUAAGCGCGCACAAGUUGUGAAGAUAAUUCGACCAAGUGAGACUGCAGGGCGAUAUGUCACCUACCGUUACGUUAUAUAAUUACUCUUUAUGUCAGUUCAACUUGAUAUUCUUUCAUUCAUAAUUAUGUCGGAAUUGGAGCUCUAAAGCGAGCAGUUGCUGCACUCCGGAUUCUAGGGAACUGAGAUGAUGUUUUGAACUCAUAAUUAUGUGAUACUUUUAUGUGCGCUCGUA